This is a messenger RNA of Piliocolobus tephrosceles (Ugandan red Colobus), 1406 nucleotides long. RefSeq lists its product as uncharacterized. Lineage: Eukaryota; Metazoa; Chordata; Mammalia; Primates; Cercopithecidae. The coding region runs from base 19 to 438 and encodes 139 amino acids. The record is from RefSeq and is a predicted model, not a curated record. The transcript has 4 exons.
UCCAAGCCCGGUCCUUUUAUGCAGGCAUCUCGCUGUCUGCGCUGGGCACGGAGCGGCGCGCGCGCGCCCGCCUUUCCCUCGGCGGCCCCCCGCGGCUCGGACCCGGGCCGGCAGACAGGCCAUCCAUCAUCCGCCCUCCUCCCGCCGAGCGCCGCCGCCGCGGCCAAUCCGGCGGCAGGUGGGACCGCACCUGCGGGACUGCCCGCCGCUUUCCUCCGCUCUCUUCGCCGUGCCUCGCCUGCUAGCGGUGUCCUUGUGAGCCACUGCGUUCUCCAAGGCCAGAACGGGACAGUUGACGAUGGUCCUACUUCUCCAUGUUCUGAGACCAGUUUAAACAAAAACAAAAACCAGACAACAACCUUGCAAGGGAAAGAAUUCAGAGUAAAUAAACAGUCUUUUUCUGUGAAGCAAAAUAUUUCCCUAAGAUGGGGAAAUUGAGAUGAGAGCUCAUCCACAAGAUUACCCAUCAGUGAGCACCAGUAGCAACAAAAUCCACUAGAAGACUGGGAGCUUUUACGUCAGGAAACUUACAUCAGUAUCAUCAUUCCAAGAAGCGGUAUCCAAGCUGUUUUAUCAAAAGUGUGCAUGGGAGGGAUCUCAUCAUAGAGAGAGAGACAUCUUCACCACUGCCACCAAUUUUCAAGUACGGAACUCUUCCUCGUUGUAAUCAAACUAUUUCUAUGAACAAUUCACUCACCAUUGUGGGGAAGUCUAUUUUUCUUCUUAACAAACAAACAGACAACAACAAAAUUUGUGAUUUGGAUAAUCUGGAUCUGAUUUUCAUGCUCAAAAUGGAGGCAAUUCAUAAUACUGGUCUGAAGCAUUUAGUCAUUCAUUGAGCAGAUACGUUAGGAGCAACAGGCAUGGGCUGUGUUUUUCUAGGCACUGUGAACACAGCAGUCAACAAAGUCAAAAACCUCUGCUUUUAAGGGACAUGAAUUGCCACAUGGAAACACUAAGUUUCUCUAUUUAUAACCUAAAGCUAGUCAAAUCUCUCCAGAAGUAAGGUAGCUGAGUGAAGUGGUUCAUGAUCUUUCCAUGGAAGCCAAAUCUUCUGUGCUUUACCUCUUUUAGAUAAAUGAUAGUAAAAAUGAAUCAAAAGUUAAUUAGUUUGCACCUCAAUAAUCCAGUCUCCAUCACUGAUGGUCAUCAUGGAAUCUGCGUACAGAGGCAACUGUAUACAGAUGACAGAGGCAGCUCUAACACGUGACAUAUUUAGACACACAGAGGCGGAAGGACAUAAAGUUCCUGUUUGAUUUCCCUUUGGUGUUUGUGGGGAAAUAUCAAGGUCAUAAAAAGUCAGUUUCUAAUAAUCCCUCCAGUCCUCCAUUCCAUUCCCUAAUUUGUAUGCAAUGGCAUUUAACAUUUUGACUUUGCUUAAAAUAAUAUGUGUGUUUGUUUUAAAA